GUUGAUUCACAUUGUGUGUGUGUGUGUGUCAAUCAAACAUAAUACUUUGAUGAUAUUGAUGCCAAUGAGUUUUUUUCUAAACAGGAAACUAAUUCCACGAUACGAAAAAGAAUCUAAAUAUUAUCGAAUAAUUUUUUUUUAUUCAUUUAGCAAUACAAUGAAUUAUUGAUCUCAUUCAUAUAAUUUUGAAUCUUUACAAAUCAUUUAUUAUUCCAUCCAAUAUCUCUCUGUGUACAAUCAUCAUGUCUUGGGAUAAUCUUCAUUAUUUACCAUUGGCUGUAUUUGUAUGUCUUCCAUCCACUUUUAUAAUAUCAUAUGUUAUCGCAAUCUCUUUAAAUCAUGUUGAAGUUCAAUUUCCAUAUAUUAGUGAUACUGGAACACAUGUUCCUGAAUCAAAUAUUUUUGCUCAAUCUUUGAAUAUGGUCUCAGCAUUAGUUGCCAUCACAAUAUAUAUGAGAUUUAAACAUGUUGAACAAUAUUAUCGUGAUGAUCUAACAGUAACAUCGAAUAAAAUAUUCAGACUGAAUCGUUUUGCAUUAUAUUUUGGCAUAUUAUCCGCUAUUGGUUUAUCUGUUGUGGCAAAUUUUCGUGAAAUUGAAUUAUUUAAAAUCCAUUUACUUGGUGCAUUAAUGUCGUUUGGUUUUGGUUCCGUUUAUUGUUGGCUACAAUCAUGGCUUUCAUUUCGUAUGGUACCAUUAGUGAAUACUAAACAAAUGGCAUGGUUUCGUACAAUAUUGUCUGUGAUUAUAACUAUAUCAUUUUUAAUCACCUGUGUUAUGGGCCAAAUAUCCAUUCAUCAUUUUCAUGGCCGUGAUCCAACUAAUUGGCAACCAAAAGAUGGUGGUUAUCGUACCCAUGUAAUUAGUGCUAUUAGUGAAUGGGUUGCUGCUAUGGCUUUAGAUUUUUUUAUUCUAACUUAUACCCGUGAAUUUCAGACAUUUACUGUGUCAACACCAAGAGUGAUGCUUCGUACUGAUGAUUUUGUUGAUCCAUAUCUAUCACAUGGUUCAAGAUAUCCAGUUGAUGCUAGCAUUAAUCCAAUACAAUUUUCGUCUGAUCGUGAACAACAAACAUCGACACCAAUUAUUUAUUAAACAAUUUAAUUAAUUCAAUCAAUCAAUCAA
Dermatophagoides farinae (American house dust mite) is the source of this 1124-nucleotide messenger RNA. Its product is annotated as DNA damage-regulated autophagy modulator protein 2. Lineage: Eukaryota; Metazoa; Arthropoda; Arachnida; Sarcoptiformes; Pyroglyphidae. The record is from RefSeq and is a predicted model, not a curated record.